Meriones unguiculatus (Mongolian gerbil) is the source of this 4279-nucleotide messenger RNA. RefSeq names its product ankyrin repeat domain 27 (gene Ankrd27). Gene Ontology annotation, cellular component: early endosome; neuron projection; tubular endosome. The transcript is spliced from 29 exons. Gene Ontology annotation, molecular function: SNARE binding; guanyl-nucleotide exchange factor activity. Gene Ontology annotation, biological process: neuron projection morphogenesis; early endosome to late endosome transport. Bases 173 to 3319 code for a protein of 1048 amino acids. Lineage: Eukaryota; Metazoa; Chordata; Mammalia; Rodentia; Muridae. The record is from RefSeq and is a predicted model, not a curated record.
AGGCAAGGCUCUGCCCAACGGCGGAGUAAAGAGGUUGGGUGUAGAGUGGAGCCGCCGCACCCGGGUGGUGGGCGCUCAGGUCCCAGCCCAGGGCCCGGGAGGUGCUGUCGUAGCACACAGGUGAAACUAUGUAGCCUCUUAAGAAGCUCACUGGGACCCCUCUGAAGUCCAUAUGGCUCUGUAUGAUGAAGACCUCCUGAAAAACCCUUUCUACCUGGCCCUCCAGAAGUGGCGCCCCGACUUGUGCAGCAAGGUGGCCCAGAUCCAUGGCACCGUCUUAGUGCCCUGCCGAGGAAGCCUGCCGAGCAGUGUACAGGCCUGCUUCCAGUUUGAGUCCUACGUCUUGGUACCCACGGAAGGACGCUUUCAGACGCUGGAUGGAAAGGAUGUCCUCAUUGAAGGAAACAGGAUUAAGCUAGGGGCUGGUUUCGCUUGCCUUCUCUCUGUGCCCAUCCUCUUCGAGGAGACUUUCUACAACGAAAAUGAAGAGAGUUUCAGCGUUCUCUGCAUCGCGCAUCCUCUGGAGAAGAGAGAGACUUCAGAAGAACCUUCAGCACCUUCUUCAGAUCCCUUUUCCCUGAAAACCAUUGAAGAUGUGAGAGAAUUUUUGGGAAGACACUCGGAGAGAUUUGACAAGAACAUCGCGUCUUUCCACCGGACGUUCCGGGAAUGUGAACGAAAGAGCCUCCGCCAGCACAUAGACUCCGUCAAUGCCCUCUACACCAAAUGCCUCCAGCAGCUCCUCCGGGACUCUCACUUGAAGGUUCUUGCCAAGCAGGAGGCCCAGAUGAACCUGAUGAAGCAGGCGGUGGAGAUGUAUGUCCAUCAUGACAUUUACGACCUCAUCUUUAAGUACGUGGGGACCAUGGAGGCGAGCGAGGAUGCUGCCUUUAACAAGAUCACCAGAAGCCUUCAAGAUCUCCAGCAGAAGGACAUUGGCGUGAAACCUGAGUUCAGCUUCAACAUCCCUCGCGCGAAGAGAGAGCUGGGGCAGCUGAACAAGUGCACAUCCCCGCAGCAGAAGCUGCUGUGUCUGCGGAAGGUGAUGCAGCUCACCACGCAGUCCCCCAGCCCGAGAGUGAAUUUGGAGACGGUGUGUGCUGAUGAUCUUCUCUCUGUGCUGCUAUAUCUGCUGGUGAAGACAGAGAUCCCUAACUGGAUGGCAAAUUUGAGUUACAUCAAAAACUUUAGGUUUAGCAGCUCGGCCAAAGAUGAGCUGGGAUACUGCCUGACCUCAGUUGAGGCUGCGAUCGAGUACAUCCGGCAAGGAAGUCUCUCUGCGAAGCCGCCUGACGCCGAGGGAUGUGGCGACAGACUGUUUCUCAAGCAGAGGAUGAACUUACUGUCUCAGAUGACGUCAACGCCCAUCGACUGCCUGUUUAAGCACAUUGCAUCCGGUAACCAGCAAGAAGUGGAAAGGCUGCUGAGCCAGGACGACCAGGACAAAGAUGCCUUGCAGAAGAUGUGCCACCCACUCUGCUCCUGCGAGGACUGUGAGAAGCUCGUCUCUGGGAGGCUGAACGACCCAUCAAUUGUCACGCCUUUCUCCAGAGAUGACAGGGGUCAGACACCGCUCCAUGUCGCUGCCCUCUGUGGUCAGGCGAGCCUCAUUGACUUCCUGGUCUCCAGAGGUGCCGUAGUGAACGCCACGGACUAUCACGGGUCCACUCCCCUCCAUCUGGCGUGUCAGAAAGGUUUCCAGAGUGUGACGCUGCUGCUGCUGCACUACAAGGCCAGCACCGAGGUGCAGGACAACAAUGGCAACACCCCGCUGCACCUGGCCUGCACCUAUGGGCACGAGGAUUGUGUGAAGGCCCUGGUCUACUAUGAUGUCCAGGCCUGCAGACUGGACAUUGGGAACGAGAAAGGAGACACAGCCCUGCACAUCGCUGCACGCUGGGGUUACGAGGGCGUCAUAGAGACGCUGCUGCAGAAUGGAGCCCCCACAACCAUCCAGAACAGGCUGAAAGAAACGCCGCUCAAGUGUGCGCUGAACUCCAAGAUUCUGUCCAUCAUGGAAGCUCAUCACCCGUCCCCUGAAAGGAGCCCGAGGCCUUCUGAGGUUCCCGCACGGUCCCCUGCACGCUCUGUGGAUUCCGUCAGCCAGGGCUCCUCCACCUCCAGCUUUUCUUCCAUUUCUAUCUCGGCAAGCUUCAGGCAAGAAGAGGUCAGAAAGGACGACCGGGAGGUAGAAAAGCUUCUGAGAGCAGUUGCUGAUGGAGAUCUAGAGAUGGUGCGCUACCUUUUGGAGUGGACGGAGGACGACCUAGAUGAUAUGGACGAGGCCGUCAGCACGGUGGAUCAUGAGUUCUGCCACCCCUUGUGCCAAUGCCCCAAGUGUGCUCCAGCCCAGAAGAAACUGGCAAGGGUUCCUGCCAGCGGGCUUGGUGUAAAUGUGACCAACCAGGAUGGCUUUUCCCCCCUGCAUAUGGCUGCCUUGCAUGGCCGGACAGAGCUCGUGCCCCUCCUGCUGAAGCACGGUGCCUACUCGGGGGCCAGAAACUCCAGCCGAGCCGUCCCACUCCACCUGGCCUGCCAGCAGGGGCACUUUCAGGUGGUGAAAUGUCUCCUAGAUUCCAAUGCAAAACCUAAUAAAAAGGACCUAGGUGGGAACACGCCCCUCAUUUAUGCCUGCUCCGGAGGCCACCAUGAAGUCGCUGCACUGUUGCUACAGCAUGGGGCCUCCAUCAAUGCUUCCAACAACAAAGGCAACACAGCCCUGCACGAGGCCGUGACGGGAAGGCACGCCUUGGUGGUGGAGCUGCUGCUGUUUCACGGAGCGUCUGUUGACAUCCUGAACAAGAGGCAGUACACGGCUGUGGACUACGCGGACCAGGAUUCAAAAAUAAUGGAGUUGCUGCAGGUAGUGCCACGAUGUGUGGCAUCCUUGAACAAUGUCGAGGAGACAGACGACAAGGAUUAUGUGACUGUUACGAUCAGGGAAAAAUGGAACCCCAAAAUGUACAACCUACCAGACGAACCUUUUAGGAGACAGUUCUGCCUCGUUAACCCAGGGGGCCGGUUCCAGGAAAGGACUUCAAGGGAGACUCUGGGAAGGGAUAGAAGUGUGCCUGAUCUUACCGCAGGGUCUCUGCAGGAGCUAGAGAAGCAGAGAGUCAUGGGAAAGCGGAAUGAUCUGUCGGAGCAGAGCAGGUCUCAGAUCCCGGAGGAGGGCAACCAGGGGCUCCCGGAGAGGCAGGCUGCCCCUGGACACAGGCGGAUGGUCCGCAGGCACACAGACAACGACGUGGCCAUCCCCCUGGUGCCAGAGAUGACUGGCCACCUGACCACCCAAGAGGCUAGUGUUUCUCAGUCUUAGCAGGAAGGGACUGGUAAAUGCGCUCCUGAGACAUGAACCUGUGGUAAGAUGGUGAGCGUGAAUACUGUGUAGAACUGAGAAUACUUCUGAAUAACCAGCUGGAGAUGGUCCCCUGGGUUUACGACGCUCUCUCCUCUUCAAAGCUAACAAGCUUGAAAAGGAGUGGGAGGGAACCAACAAGCCCCUUCAUCUUAGUACUUGGGUUUCCUGGUCUCGGGCAGAGGCUUCGCCAUCAGUUCUGCCCUCUGUUGGCUGGAAGGCACUGAAUGUCUGUGGUGUGGCAAGUAGGUCCAGAAGUCAGAGAAGCAGUGUCAGUCCUGAGGAACUGUGGCUGCCAGGCUGAGAAGCUCCCUGUCAGGAUCAAGAAACAGAACCUGGAAACACUUGCACUGGAAACUGUCUGAAUGCCAUUUUGAUGUCCGUCCCAGUGAAAAGGACCUACCAUUCUGCCUUGUUCUACACCGUGUGUACGGGAAAAGCUGGCCAUCGCUUUUCCAACGACAGACGCUUGGGUCACUGUGGCACCUCCAGCAGCUUCUGCUCACCCUCGUUUGAGAGCCUCCCCGACACAGCACGCUGGAUGGAUGGUUUACCAGAGAGAGCGGCUUUGGCACAUCUUAAGUCUUUCAAUUCAAAUUCAAAACUUAGAGCACAAACCGGGUCAGAGUUUAAUUUGGAAUUUGUUGCCAUUGAUUCCUUUUUAUAACUCUCUAUAGAUUCUAUUAUUUUUUUAUGUUCCUGAUCCUAAAGUUGCAAAUGUGGGUUCGCUCUGAGUCCAUUUUCAAAGGACUCUGUAAAGGGGAAUGGUUUUGUGCACAUUCUUGGAAAUACUUGUGAAUGUAUAGAAGGGUGGGGCUGAUUAUUUUUCUACAAAAGUAAUUUAUGAUUUCUAAUUUUCUAAUGUGCCUUGGAUAUGUGCCAAAUGAUGGGAAAGAAGACAGUAAACUUUAUGACUCUUGA